Messenger RNA from Wallemia ichthyophaga EXF-994, 618 nucleotides. RefSeq lists its product as uncharacterized. The coding region runs from base 1 to 618 and encodes 205 amino acids. The transcript has a single exon. The record is from RefSeq and is a predicted model, not a curated record. NCBI's taxonomy places the organism in Eukaryota, Fungi, Basidiomycota, Wallemiomycetes, Wallemiales, Wallemiaceae. Gene Ontology annotation, biological process: transcription by RNA polymerase III.
AUGAGUAGAGGAGGUCGCGGCGGAAGAUUCGGCGGUGGAGCAGCGAUGCCGCCGAUGGGUCUAACAUUCGCUGAUAUGGCGUCGAUGCGCACACAGGGCUCAUCGGCGCUUUACCCACCGCAGAAAAUGAAGCACAUGAAUGCAGCAGCGCCAUCUGAGCUGGAGUAUGCAAACGCUGCGGGUGACUACUACGAGCUCAUACGUCUUUCUCCCUACAACCUACCCGAAGAAGCUACCGAGGAGGAUAACAGCGCGAAUGCUAAUGCUAAUCAAGUCGAACGCUACUCAGAUAAAUACAAACUGAAACCUAAUACAGUCGCCAACCAGGACCACCUCUCCUCACUCAAGUCUAUAAUGAACCCUGAAUUCUUCCCGGCGCAGGUCUUUGACGGUGUCCGUAUGCGCAAGACUGUCCAGCGCAGAGAGAAACGCAAAAUCGAUUGGGAUGAUGCGGAGAAUGCAGAGGAGGAUCAAGAAGAGGAGCUGGAAGAGGAAGAAGAGGGUGACGAUGGUGAAGACGAUGCAGAUUAUGCCAAUCAAUAUUUCGAUAAUGGUGAAGGUGACGAAGAUGACGGCGGCGAUGAUGACGGUGGUGGUGGUGGCGGUGAUUUUGAGUAG